UCUUCCGCGGUGAGUCAGUAGGCAUCGAAGAGAACCUCUCCAAGAUGUCCAAGGCCAAGGCCGCCCCUCCUCCGGGGUGCACUCUGGACAUCAACGACCCCCAGGUGCAGGAGGCAGCCAUCCGCAUCCAGGCCUCCUACCGAGGCCACAGGUCCCGUAAGGAGUUGCGGGAGAAGGGUCCCCCCAAGUUCCUGGCGGAGCUGAAGGACGUGGUUCUGUUGGAGGGCAGUGCCGCCAAGCUGGAGUGCCGGGUCAGCGCCUUCCCGGACCCCUUCAUCGUCUGGUCCAAGGACGGCGCCGAGCUGAAGGACGGGCCCAAGUACCGCUACGUGUUCGAGGACCCGGACGUGGUGGCGCUGGUGGUGCGGGACGGCGUGCUGGCCGACCUGGGCAAGUACACGGUCACCAUCAAGAACACCUUCGGCAUGACCUCCGGGUCCGCCUCCAUUCUCAUAGAGGUUCCUGCUAAGGUAACCAAAGGGCCAGCCAGUGUGAAGGCCAAGAAAGGGACCACGGUGGUGCUGAAGGCAGACAUCGCUGGGGAGCCCCCUCCUGACGUGGGCUGGCUCAAGGACGGAGAGGACAUCGAGGAGGACGACAGAGUAUUCUAUGACAUCGGUGACACCAACACCAUCCUGACGAUAAAAAAUGCCCAGCGCUCGGAUGCAGGAAAAUAUGAAGUCUUUGUGGAAAACAAUUUGGGCACAGACCAGUCCUUCGCCCGCGUUGACAUCCUGUGAAGCGCUGUGUGCUUUGUGUGUCAGACCUUCCUAUAACUUUCUCUGUCCCCUCCCAACGGUCUUGGCUCACACCAGAAAACUGUAGUUUUGUUGUAAAGAUCAAACAUAUUGUGUCACUGUGCACUGCGCUAACAAGACAUACCAUAUUCGGGCAGGUUGCCUAUGGGGAGCCAGGUUCGAAUCCUGCCUGGGUCAUAUUCCAGCCCGACCCCAUAUCUCUCUCCCAGCCAUCUCCUGUCUUCUCUGCACUGUCUUAUCUAAUAAAUGCAGAACAUGCCCAAAACAAUACUGUAUUUCAAAUGAGAGCAUAAACACUACAGGACUAUGUUGUACACUGACAACCUUUGCUGACUGCAAUACAAUGUUGAUAAUAUACGUAUGUGAUGCUGGAUAACACAAUGAUGUAUUGGUGCUGCUUUAUAAUAAUGUACUUCUCUUCUCUCUUUCUUCCACUUGUUCAGUGUCCAUGCCCAAAGUUUCAAAUUCCUAUUCUCUUUCUGAAUAUGUGUGUACUCGUUAUUAAUGCAUAUUAAAUGGAAUUGCCAU
This is a messenger RNA of Engraulis encrasicolus (European anchovy), 1286 nucleotides long. RefSeq names its product SPEG neighbor protein-like. Gene Ontology annotation, molecular function: protein kinase activity; protein binding. Bases 45 to 740 code for a protein of 231 amino acids. The record is from RefSeq and is a predicted model, not a curated record. The transcript has 5 exons. NCBI's taxonomy places the organism in Eukaryota, Metazoa, Chordata, Actinopteri, Clupeiformes, Engraulidae.